AUGCUGCUGGAGAACCGUGAAGCAAAUGAGGUGACCCAGCAGAGCGGCUGGAUGUUUUUAGCCAAAUCUGGCCAGAAGCUGCACCUCCCAAAAGCCWCACGGGACUUACAGUCUGUAACAUCUACAGGCUUUCUGGUGCAGAGGGUGGUGGAGCAGCUCAUCCUAGAGAGCAUCUCCAGGCAUAUGAAGGAGAACGGGGUGAUCGGGAGUAGUCAGCAUGGAAUUGCCAAGGAUAACCAGCAGAGACUCUGCAGUCCCAGGCACCUACAGCUGCCUAUUGCUGGCCAAGCCCUUGCCCUGGUGCUUAGCGGGCUGCUCGGCCUCGCGCCUGCCUCCUGGUACGCGCACGAGCUGCGGGCGCUGCCGGCGCCGGGCGGCAGCGCGCUGGCUGCCGGCUACAGCCUCGUGCUCAGCGCCCUGGGCAGCUGCCUGCAGAUCCUGGGCGGGCUGGCGCUGGCACUCAGCCUGCACCGCUGCUGCCCGCAGCCGGGGGCCCGCAAGGCGCCGCCGAGCCCCGCGUCCCUCCCCGGGAGGCAGGGCUCCCCAAGGACCUACCACAACCCGGCCGACGUGCUGCAGGAUGAGCGGCCGUGGAGGAGCAGCCUGCCCUGCGACUCCGACCUGUAG
Molecule: messenger RNA, 627 nt
Organism: Nothoprocta perdicaria
Lineage: Eukaryota; Metazoa; Chordata; Aves; Tinamiformes; Tinamidae
Gene: CLDN23
Product: claudin 23
Exons: 4
Coding region: 1-627 (208 amino acids)
Source: RefSeq, a predicted model, not a curated record